Molecule: messenger RNA, 1746 nt
Organism: Salvelinus namaycush (lake trout)
Lineage: Eukaryota; Metazoa; Chordata; Actinopteri; Salmoniformes; Salmonidae
Product: dynein intermediate chain 3, ciliary-like
Exons: 12
Coding region: 1-1746 (581 amino acids)
Biological process (GO): outer dynein arm assembly; cilium movement
Cellular component (GO): outer dynein arm
Molecular function (GO): dynein heavy chain binding; dynein light chain binding
Source: RefSeq, a predicted model, not a curated record
AUGGAGAUAGUUCAUGUGUACACCAAGAAGCGCAAUGAGUUUGGGCGACAGUGUAAUUUCUCUGAUCGGCCUGCUGAGUUGCAUGUGGACAUCCUCCCUGAUCCUUCUCUGGCAUCCAACUUCAUUGAGAGAGACCCUUGCGAUGUUCCCAUACAGUGCACACAAGAGAUGUCCGAGCAUGAGGUGAACACAGAGCGCUUUGAGUCAGACACCAGGGGGAUAAACCAUGUGGAGGGAGGCUGGCCCAAGGACGUCAACCCUCAGGAGAUGGAGCAGACCAUCCGCUUCAGGAAGAAAGUGGAGAAAGAUGAGCAUUAUUUCAGCACCAUCAUGCAGCUGGGCAGUAAUAUGGAGCAUUGCAUCAAACAAAACAAUGCCAUCAACAUCUACCAGGAGUACUUUGAAGAGGAGGAGGUGGUGGAGGAGUCCGAGGAGCAGCCCUCAGCCAAAACCAUCAAUGUUUUCAGAGACCCGAACGAGAUAAAGCGCACUGCCACCUGUCUGUCCUGGCAUCCCGAUGGCAGCUGUAAACUGGCUGUGGCCUACUCUUCACUAGGGUUCCAGAACAUCUCCCCAGACAUGAGCUAUGACUCAUAUAUAUGGGACAUUGAGAAUCCCAAUAAGCCGGAGAUGACCCUGAAACCGGUCUCUCUACUGGUCUGUCUGGAGUACAACCCCAAAGACUCUCACAUCCUGGUCGGAGGCAGCUACAAUGGCCAGAUCGCUUAUUGGGACACUCGCAAGGGGAGCCAGCCGGUGGAAAUGUCCACAAUAGAGCACAGCCACAGAGACCCUGUCUACAAAGUCAUCUGGUUGCAGUCAAAGACAGGAACCGAUACCUUUUCUGCAUCUACGGACGGUCAGGUGCUGUGGUGGGACAUCCGUAAGAUGAGUGAGCCCACAGAGAGGCUGGUACUGGACCCCAACAAAAAGGGCAACCUGGACAAUGCCUUGGGGGCGAUCUCACUGGAGUUUGAGACCACUAUGCCCACAAAGUUUAUGGUGGGGACAGAGCAAGGGCUGGUGGUCUCCUGUAACCGCAAGGCCAAGACCCCGGCAGAGAAGAUAGUGUGUACGUACAGCGGUCAUCACGGCCCAAUCUACGCCCUGCAAAGGAACCCUUUCUUCCCCAAGAACUUCCUGACCGUAGCCGAUUGGACAGCCCGCAUCUGGUCCGAAGACAUCAAGGAGUCGUCCAUCAUGUGGACAAAAUACCAUAUGGCCUAUCUGUCAGAUGGCUGCUGGAGUCCAGUACGGCCCUCUGUGUUCUUCACCGUCAAAAUGGACGGGACGCUAGACGUUUGGGACUUCCUCUUCAAACAGAACGACCCCACCCUCAGUCUAAAAGUGUGUGAUGAGGCUCUGUACAGCCUGCGGGUGCAGGAUAACGGGCGCUUCCUGGCCUGUGGCUCUCAGCUGGGCACUGCCACCCUGCUGGAAAUCUCCCCAGGGCUGUGUACCCUCCAGAGGAACGAGAAGGCCCUAGCCACUGCGAUGUUUGAGCGGGAGACUAAACGGGAGAAGAUCUUGGAGGCGCGCCACCGUGAGAUGCGUCUGAAGGAGCGCAGCCGCUCGGAGCAGAGCAAGGACGAGGACACCAAGGAGGGCGACGGAGAAGAGAGCGUCGAGGAGCUAGCAACUCGCACGGAGGCAGAGUUCUAUGAGAUAGUAGAAGCUGAGCUGAAGAAGAGAGCUAAGGAGCAAGAAAAAAAGGAGAAAGACGUGUGUGAAGAGAAAGAAGUCUGA